CCUUGCUUCCCAGAAUGCUUGGCGAGGUUGACCACCAAGAUGGCUGACGCUAUGGAUGAUUAUGAGAAAGAAGCUGGAUGUGUCCCCAUUCUCCAUCCAGAGGAGCUGAAGCCCCAGAGCCACUAUAACCAUGGCUACAGCGAGAACGUGGGUCGCAAGAGCCACGUGGAUGACUACAGCACCUGGGACAUCGUCAAAGCCACACAGUACGGGAUCUUUGAGCGAUGCCGAGAGCUGGUGGAGGCGGGCUACGACGUGCGUCAGCCGGACAAAGAGAACGUCACACUCCUGCACUGGGCCGCCAUCAACAACAGGAUAGACUUGGUCAAGUACUACAUAUCUAAAGGUGCUAUAGUGGACCAACUUGGGGGCGACCUCAACUCCACACCAUUGCACUGGGCCACCAGGCAAGGCCACCUCUCCAUGGUGGUGCAGUUGCUAAAGUAUGGCGCCGACCCCUCCCUCAUCGACGGCGAGGGCUGCAGCUGUGUCCACCUGGCCGCCCAGUUUGGACACACCUCGAUUGUGGCCUACCUCAUUGCCAAGGGACAGGACGUAGACAUGAUGGAUCAGAAUGGCAUGACCCCCCUGAUGUGGGCAGCUUACAGGACACACAGCGUGGACCCCACCAGGCUGCUGCUGACCUUCAACGUGUCGGUGAACCUGGGGGACAAGUACCACAAGAACACGGCGCUGCACUGGGCAGUGCUGGCCGGCAACACCACCGUCAUCAGCCUGCUGCUGGAGGCCAACACCAACGUGGACGCCCAGAACAUCAAGGGGGAGACACCGCUUGACCUUGCAAAGCAGAGGAAAAACGUCUGGAUGAUCAACCACUUACAGGAGGCCCGGCAAGCCAGGGGCUAUGACAGCCCAUCCUACCUGAAGAGACUCAAGAUGGAUAAGGAGUUCAGACAGAAGGUGAUGCUGGGGACCCCGUUCCUGGUCAUCUGGCUGGUGGGCUUCAUUGCCGACCUGGACAUCGACUCCUGGCUCAUCAAGGGCCUCAUGUAUGCCGGGAUGUGGAUCACCGUGCAGUUCCUCUCAAAGGCCUUCUUUGACCACUCCAUGCACAGUGCCCUGCCCCUGGGUAUCUAUCUGGCCACCAAGUUCUGGAUGUACAUCACCUGGUUCUACUGGUUCUGGAAUGAUCUGCCUCUGGUCACCGUCCACCUCCCGUUCCUGCUCAACAGCGUGGCGCUCUUCUACAACUUCGGCAAGUCGUGGAAGUCCGACCCGGGCAUCAUCAAAGCCUCCGAGGAGCAGAAGAAAAAGACAAUUGUUGAGCUGGCAGAAUCAGGAAGCCUAGAUCUCAGCAUAUUCUGCAGCACCUGCUUGAUACGGAAGCCCAUCAGGUCCAAACACUGUGCUGUGUGCAACCGCUGCAUCGCUAAAUUUGACCAUCACUGUCCUUGGGUUGGCAACUGCGUAGGGAGUGGGAACCACCGCUACUUCAUGGGUUACUUGUUCUUCCUGCUGUGUAUGAUCUGCUGGAUGAUAUACGGCUGUAUCUGCUACUGGCGAAUCCACUGUGCCACCAACUACCACAAGGACGGCUUCUGGGUGUACCUGACGCAGAUCGCCUCCUGCUCGCCCUGGAUGUUCUGGAUGUUCCUCAACAGCAUUUUCCACUUCAUGUGGGUGGCCGUGCUCAUCAUGUGCCAGCUGUACCAGAUUGCCAUUCUCGGGAUCACUACAAAUGAGAGGAUGAACGCUAGAAGAUACAAGCACUUUAAAGUCACGGCGACGUCCAUCGAGAGCCCCUUCAAUCACGGAUGCAUGAGGAACCUCAUAGACUUCUUUGAGCUGCGCUGCUGCGGCCUGCUGAGGCCCUUGGCGGUGGACUGGACCACGCAGUACACAAUAGAGUACGACCAGUCGUCCGGCUCAGGCUACCAGCUGGUGUGAUGCUGGUGUGAAGAGAGAGAGAGAAGAGAAGAGCGAAGAACGAGACAUCGCAGCGGGACGCACGGAUGAUGAGGGAGAGCAGGACUGCGGGAAGGAGGGAGGAUUCGGGUGUGUUUUUGUUUUUCUCCCCCGACUUUUGUUUUCCUUUUUUAUAUAUAUAUAUAUAUAUAUAUAUAUAGAUCUAUAUAUAUGUCGUCAUCAUCCUCCUACAAGCAUAUCAGAGCAAGGCUGCAUCUAAAGAGCAUGGGGAUGGAGAGACUGUGUGUGUGUGUGUGUGUGUAUGUGUCUUUCUGUCUGUCCGUCCGUCUGCGUGUGUGUUUGUGUGUGUGUUUGUGUGUGUAUGAUGGGGGGGGGAACUGGGGAGUAAAGACUGGACCAUCUCUCUUCAUCAGAACAGAAGCAAGUUCUCAGCCUACAAGCAACGACCACGCAUCAUAUGUCUUCUUUUAUUGUUUGUUUUUGUUCUAGCUGUUGUUGUUGUUGUUGUAUUAUUUUGUUUGUCUUGGUAUUAUUGCUUGGCGGGAGUCCCAACCCACAGCCUCCACCAUUGGUCACCACCCUCAACAGCAGCAGCAGUGCCUCCACCACCUCCACCUCCACCCUGAGUGGUAGCAGCAGCAGAGACCCUCUCCCCAGGCCCCCCUCCGACUCCCCUCUCAUCCCAAAACGCCAUGUUUUUUUUUUCGGCGCCAUCUUGGCCCUCCCUCUCUCCGCCGCUAACCCAAUGACUGCACCUCGACCAGAGGGCCUAAGCCAGGGGAGGGAUGGAGGAAGAGGAGGCAGAUGAGGAGGAAGAGGAGUCAAAUAAAAGGGAUUUUUUGUUUUGUUUUGUUUGGUUUUUUCCACCACCCACCGGAUUAGGGAGCAUGACUUAACAUGUAUGUGUUUGUAUGUUUGUUUGUUGUGGAUGUCCUUUUUUUUUUUUUUGGUUGGCCCCGGCAGAGUUACGUUUGUUUUUUCGGUUUGUCUUUCCAAAUGCAGUCUUGGAACGCACUUGUUCUGUAAGAGGCUUCGCAAUAUGGGGCCCCAAGUUGAUAUGAACUGAAGCGGUGCUAGGGGGUCAACGAAAGGUCGAUCUUUUGAUCCUUGUUGCCGAUGGGAUUGUGAUCAGUAUCUUGUUCCAGUGGUCUCCCCUCACCCCAAACCCCAGGCUAUUGUCCCAUCACACUGACCUGUCCCCACAGUGUAGUGAAACCAAGGGGUUUGUCCUCGGGGAGGGUGGUGUGGGGGGGUCGUUUUUGUAUCGGUUACUGAGGCGCAAGGCGAGGUCGUCUCCGUGGCGUCAAAUUGCAGCCAUCUCCUGCUCUGAAAAAUGUGAUGCAAGCAUAUUUAUUUUUUAAAAGCUAUUUAUAGAGAAUUAUGUGGAAAGGAUUUGUUAUUGGUACUGUUUGGUUCUUUUACCAGGAUGUCAUUUUUAAGAUUUUUUUUUUUUAAUCCUUUUUUUUUCUUCUUUUUAACUGAGUUGGAGCUGUCUAGUUCUCUGGUUUGGGUGUUCUUGGGAAUUAUAUAUUCUCAUGCCCUCACAGUGUAUAACUUAAAAAUCAACUACACAUAUUGUACAGUUAAUAUUUAUUAAUAUAUGCAUAGAUUUAGGAAAAUAGACACAAGCAAUUCUCUGGCCCCAUAUACAGAGGGGGUUGAGCCCGGUCUCUCUUGGAUUUCAGUGGUGGUCUCCAAAACCGAAUUCCUCGCAGAUGGUUGUUUACAGGGUCCAUUCCGUGUUUCAUGAUCACUUCCCGCCCUCUCCGUCUCUCCAGCCAGAACUUCAAAGGUUUUGCUCUGUUCCUUGUUCUUAUGGUGGUAUGUUUUGUUUGUCAUUUUUCAUCGGUUCCUUUUUUUUUUUUUUGGUUUGUUUCAUUUCGUUGGUCGGCCUAAGACAAUGCACUGAUCAGCUUUGGUUUGUCUCACGGUUACUGACGAGGAGAUUUGUUUAUUUUUUUCCCCCUCUUCCUACCGGCUCCCGAGAAAUAUUACCAUGUUUACAGAGAGUGAGGAAUUGGUGUGUGUUUGGUGAGGGGGGGAGGGGGGUUGUGUGUGUGUGUGGGGGGGUCCUUAGUUCUUAAAAGAAGUACGUGACCACCCCUGUUUUACCCACCUCCCAGGAACGUUGAGGGUCACUCGUCACUCCCUCCCGCCAGAGGACUUGGCCGCAGCCACGCGAACGAACUAUGAAAUACAACGAAUGUGCAUCUGUAUAUAGACAAUGAUAUAGUUACUACUCUUUUUUUUUUCUGUCUGUGAGUGAAUGAUUUUUUUUGUUGUUCUUUUAUUUUAUCAGUGUUAGUUCAUGCUGCUCCUUAUUUUUUUAUAUAUAUGAUUUCACUCUACCAAAAAAAGAAAGGAAAAAAAAAAAACUAACAAAAAAAUCUACUUAUAAUCUGAUAAGUGUAUGACUGUAGCUUUUAGUGAUGUCCGACACUGCUGUCUAUAGGCAUUUUAUCCUGCAAAAAGAGAAAAAAAGGAACGAAAAAUCGACAAAAAAGAUUUGAAACUCCACUGCAUGUGAGAUGCCUGAACCCCCAAGGGCUGUCCCGUAUGCCCGGAGGUCCACGCCAUCUCUCCCCUGUCACAACAGCCCAGCAAGCCCUGUGUCUGUAAAUAGUAAAUGUUCAGUAUUUUGCCAGUAUGUGUCUUUUUUUUCUCUUCCUUUGGUUUUUUCAUUUCCUUUUCUCUCCCAUGUUUUGGAAUCCUGUGUGUGUAUCUUUCAGUGCAAGUUUUCAUCAAUCCACAGGUGGCAGUUAUCCCCCCCCUCAGCCAGAACCCUGUGACAGCGUUGUAAUAUAUUUGAAUGUUCCAUACUUGUCGAUAAAAAGUCAAAACAAAGGGGUUUCUUUUUUUACGUCAUAUUGCUGGGUUUGUUAUACCACUGGAUGUACAAAUUGUAAAGCAAGAUGCAAGAGAAAUAGUGAACAACACAAGCAAAUAUUUUUUGUUCCAUUUUCGCAGAGUCCUAACAUUUAAGUCUUAUCCAAAGUAACACUCAGAAAACAAAAGUUAUCCCAGCUUUUUUGCUAACUCUUUAACGUCUGCAUCAACAGUAAUAGAGGCAUUGUACCCUAAAUCAGAGGGCCACGUCGUCUUUGCCGUCUGUCCUAGAAAUGAACACCACCGUGUUAUCUCUUUCGUCUUUCUUUCUGUCCCACCAUAUCAAGAGACCGCUGGUCUCGUCCUAAACCUGGACCAGUGUCAUCCUGCGGUUCUUCCAAGAGACUACUUGGUUCGGCCUCCUGUCUCCUCCCCCUUAACCCCCCCCCCCAUGUGGAAAAAGCACAUGAUCCUGGUCCGUGCCUCUGCACCUUUCUUUAGGACAUCACUGUAAACUUUGCUUCAGAUGUAAACAUAUUGGGCAUGGUUCAAUUUUAAUGGCUUUAAUAAAAAAAGACAAAACAUUCAAAUGUGAUAUCUCCAUUCAUUUUUGUCUCGCUCUUUAGGAAACUUUAAAAUGGUGUCUUAUCUUAUAAAACAUGGAUAAAACGCUAGAAAGGGCCCACUACAAGUCAGAGUUGUCUUUACGCUUCGUUAACUGUUGAAGAAAUCACAUGACCAUCCAUAAUAAAGUUUUUUUAUGUUAUAUUUUUA
Molecule: messenger RNA, 5487 nt
Organism: Sardina pilchardus (European sardine)
Lineage: Eukaryota; Metazoa; Chordata; Actinopteri; Clupeiformes; Clupeidae
Gene: zdhhc17
Product: zinc finger DHHC-type palmitoyltransferase 17
Exons: 17
Coding region: 40-1908 (622 amino acids)
Biological process (GO): protein palmitoylation
Cellular component (GO): Golgi membrane
Molecular function (GO): protein binding; palmitoyltransferase activity
Source: RefSeq, a predicted model, not a curated record